Molecule: messenger RNA, 1930 nt
Organism: Bombina bombina (fire-bellied toad)
Lineage: Eukaryota; Metazoa; Chordata; Amphibia; Anura; Bombinatoridae
Gene: PTGER1
Product: prostaglandin E receptor 1
Exons: 3
Coding region: 292-1344 (350 amino acids)
Biological process (GO): inflammatory response; positive regulation of cytosolic calcium ion concentration; adenylate cyclase-activating G protein-coupled receptor signaling pathway
Cellular component (GO): plasma membrane
Molecular function (GO): prostaglandin E receptor activity
Source: RefSeq, a predicted model, not a curated record
UUGAGCUUAACAGAUGUGGUGAGAAGAGUGAAUGGGUGAGAUAUGAGAGCGAGUAGAGAGAAAGUAGAUCAUUAGGAAGAGAAAGAAAAACCUUGUACUUUAGUAGAAAGAAAAAAAGUACAAAAGUAUAAACUGAUGCACAGUAGUUUUGUUCCCAGCUAACAAGUGAACCAGGAGCUCCAGCUAUAAUGGAUUGUGGAUAAACAGGAGGAGCAACUAUCUCACCUGGCACUAACCAACCCUACAAAGAUAAAACUACUACCUCAUAGUUUAAACCCUGUAUUUCUGUCCAUGUUCCCCCCUCUCCAGUACAACUCCUCCCUUUCUUCCCUCAUCUCUCCUUUACCCCCAACCUCUCCACCUUACUCUCCUACAGCCUCUUCUCCCCCAAACCCCUCAUCGUCUGUUCUCAUUCCAUCUCUUUCAAUGACCCUUGGAGCUUCCUCCAAUGCUCUGGCUCUGUGGAUCCUUAUUCGUGACUACUCAAAUUCCAGAAGGCUCCGCCGUUCCAGGGUUCAGUUUCUUCUCUUGGCAUCUGGUCUCCUCAUGACUGACUUAGCUGGACAUCUCAUCCCAGGUUCUUUUGUGCUAUGGAUUUAUGCUCAUGGAGAGAUUCCAGUGGUUGGAUGCCAGUUUCUAGGUGGAUGCAUGGUUUUCUUUGGACUUUCACCACUCCUUCUAGGCCUUCUCAUGGCCUCAGAACGCUGCCUUGCUCUGACCAAACCACUGUGGCAUUUAUCUGUGGUCACACAAACACGAGCUCGUCUGGGUCUGGCCUUGGCCUGGGUUAUGGCACUUCUAGUGUCUAUCCUUCCUUUGCUUGGAUAUGGAGCAUAUGGAUUGCAGCCCUCUGGAACAUGGUGCUUCUUAUUAGGGCCACCAGGCUUUUGCCUGCUCUUUUCUGGUCUUGGCCUGGGUUCACUUGGAGCUGCUCUGGUGUGUAAUGUAUUGUGUGGAGUGACACUCUUGAGAGCCCGGCUCCUGGGUUCCGUUGGAGAAAAGAGACGACGGCGACGUGGAGCCCGUUCCCGUGACAUAGAGAUGGUGGUGCAACUUUUAGCAAUCACCCUGGUGUCAUGCAUUUGUUGGAGUCCACUACUAGUCUCAGUGAUGAUGUUGCAUACAGGAGUACCACUCCCUCGUUCUGAUUGGCUGCUGUUUGCUGUGCGUCUGGCAUCUUAUAACCAGAUUCUGGAUCCUUGGGUGUAUAUUCUCCUACGAUGCUCUGUGCUCCACCGUCUCUGCAUUUUUAUACAAAGAACAUGCGCAAAAAGAGGGAAGCUGAGUCUUUGGGAUCCAGGAGACUUUCAGAGUUCUGACCGCAGUGAAGUCAGCCGUCUCUAAUGGGCUUAGCUAACUGGGAGAUUCCAAUCAGGCACUUAUAUGAGAAAACAUCGACAUAUAUAUUAAGACAUUGAUUUAUGAAACAUAGAAAAAAGGGCCCUUGAAAUAAGACUGGAGAGCCUUUUACAGUAUUUAUUUAUGGACGAUGCAUGCCUGAAGAGAUGGACUUUCAUUAAAGAUUAUAGACAUAUGGGAGAAUAAUAUUCAAAUUACCUACCUUGUGGUAAGACCCAUAAUGAUUUCUUCUGUUGGUUGCCAGAGUUGGCUAUAGCAUAUCACGUGGCACUCUGACAAACAAGGGGUUACUAAAAAUGAUCUUACAAUUCACGUGGAAGGGAAAAAUGGAUGCACAAAAGGAGAUGCAUAAACAUAUGAAAAAUAAUGACAUAUGACUUAAUACUAACACAAGCAUGGUCUCCUUCUUCAUAGAUGUGCAAUUAUAGGCUGAUAGAAAUAUUCAGUUGAUAGAGACAUUUGGUUCCUUCCUUCAUUAUAGAUUCAUAUAAACUGAACUGUGGAUUUUGCAUGAUAUUAUUUUAUAUAUCUGUAACAUGGUGUUAUAUACUAAAGUAACAAUAUUAUUUAA